AUGACGCGUCUGAAGUCAUGCGCAAAACUUGUUGGCCAUAAAAGACUUUUGUCAACAAACUAUGGAUUGGUUUACGAAGAAUACGGGGAUCCGUUGAAAGUGCUCAAGAAGUGUGACAUUAGCGACAAGACUGAGCGCCCGCUGACCGACAAUGAAGUGUUUGUGUCAUAUCUGGCGAGUCCUAUAAACCCGGCGGACAUUAACACAAUCCAAGGCGUCUAUGCAGUCAAACCCAAACUCCCGGCCAUCGAAUACGGGGAUCCGUUGAAAGUGCUCAAGAAGUGUGACAUUAGCGACAAGACUGAGCGCCCGCUGACCGACAAUGAAGUGUUUGUGUCAUAUCUGGCGAGUCCUAUAAACCCGGCGGACAUUAACACAAUCCAAGGCGUCUAUGCAGUCAAACCCAAACUCCCGGCCAUCGGUGGCAACGAAGGAGUGGCUAAAAUUGUGUCCGUCGGGUCGGCUGUGACUGCUGUCAAAGUAGGCGAUCACGUGAUCCCCAGCGCGUCGUCGAGCGGCACGUGGAGGACGUACGCCAUUAUGGAGGACAAGAAUCUCAUUGUAAUUGAUCCCAAGAUUGAUGUGUUAACGGCCGCUCAAUUGACUGUCAAUCCGUGUACAGCCUAUCGGAUGCUCAAGGAUUUCGUACCCGUUGCCAAAGGCGAAACUGUGAUCCAAAACGGGGCCAACAGUGCUGUCGGCGUGAAUGUGAUUCAAUUGGCCAAAGAGUGGGGAAUCAAUACGAUUAAUGUUGUGCGACAACGACCCGAUGUCGACAAACUCAAGCACGAGUUGCUCGCUUUGGGCGCCACUCAUGUGAUCACUGAAGAGGAAUUGCGACAGAAAGAGGUGAUGGAAGGAGUGUUGAAAGCGGUGCCGAAGCCUCGCCUGGCGUUGAACUGUGUGGGCGGCAAAAACGCGACCGACUGUUUGCGUGUCUUGGACUCCAGGGGAGCGAUGGUUACCUACGGAGGAAUGUCUAAACAGCCACUCAUUAUACCCACCGGUUCUCUCAUAUUUAAAGACCAGCGCUUUUUCGGCUAUUGGAUGACUCGUUGGUAUGCAGACAACGCCCGCAACAACGAAAGGUCCAAAAUGAUGGCUCAUUUGUGUUCUCUUCUAAUUAAUGGCAAACUAAAGGCGCCUAAGAGUGAAGCCAUCCCUUUGGAUGACUUUAAACAAGCGAUUGAAAAAAUGUUGACCGGAUUUUUGGGCACUAAAUAUAUAUUUAAUGCGGGCGUAUGUGUUAUGCGGGGUAUUUGUGGUGACACAGAAUUGGGUACAAUUCCCUGCACUAACAAAAGUGAUACAAUCAUUUUGAACCAAAAGACUCAAAUGAAUUUGCAAUCGUUAUCACUAUUUGAGGCCAUGUGUCCGCACAUACACGAGAAGGCAGAUCCGGAAGUGUGUUGCAAUGAAUUUCAAUUGGAAAGUAUGUUCAUAACGGUCUACAACUUAGCGCACUUGGGUUUCAAUCACUGUCCCUCUUGUCUGAAGAAUAUCGAGAAAAUAAGUGAAUCGGGAGAGCAUUUUGCCACUGAAAUUGAUUAUUACAUCACAGAAUCGUUUGCCAAAGGAAUCUACGAUUCGUGUAAACACGUCAGGAAUUUUGAGGGGAAAGUGAUUGACUCGAUGUGUGGCGGCCUUAAAGGCGAAGAAUGUACGGCAAAGGAUUGGUUCAAUUAUUUGGGUCGUUAUAUAGAAGAAGACGGCAUUUCUCCGUUUAAAUCGGUAGCGAUUCGUAUUUGUGAUGAAACGGCGUUUGGAGUGAUUCCGUGUGCGAGCGAUGAAAAGCCCACUCCUAUCGCAGAUCCAAUUGCUUUGAAAGAAUUGCGUCAAAUGUGUCCGCAUUUGGUAACCAGUGAUACGCAAAGUGUUUGCUGUACUGAAGAACAAGUAAUCCGUUUGAACCAAACCUUUGAGAUGAUAGCGAUAUUCCUGAAGGAAUGUCCGGCUUGUGUUCGCAAUUUGGAGAAAAUCUUUUGCCAUCUGUCUUGUGGUAGAGAUCAACAAGAAUUUAUAAAAAUUACUAAAACAUCGCCGAAUGAAUCGGGAAAACAAAUGGUAACUGAAUUGCAAUACUUUGUAAACGAUGAUUGGGCUAAAGAAUCGGACGGAAUUCAAUACAAACCAACGAAACAAACAUUUUAUAAAUGUUCGGAUAAGACACAUACGGGCGAAGACAAGUGUCCGUGUGUUCAUUGCGACCAAUCGUGUUCUGCCGGAGAAACCAAAAUUAUAAACAAACAAAUGCCUAAAUAUAUUGGAAAGAAGAUUAAGAGAGAAACGAAUGCACAAGAGUUGGAUAUUUUGACCACAUAUUUGGAUGAUAUCGCACACAAGUUCUCUGAUUAUGAAGCAUAUGCUGAUAAUGAGUAUUGCAUUUUUGACACCACGUGCAGAUAUAACUCUCGUUAUGCAAAUAUUCCGUGCCUUAAGAUUAAGAAACCAAUUCCAUUGACGGAUCCAAAUACUUUGCGUAUUUACAAAGACAUUUGUCCACAACUGGCCGACAGUGAUAUACCGAACACAUGCUGUGAUUCCGAUUUUAUUCUUCAAAUGAAUUCAAUAUUCAAAUUACUGGAUAAGUUUGGUCUCUCUGAGUGUCCCUCUUGUAUGCAUAACUUGAGGCAAAUUCUGUGUCAAUUCACGUGUUCUCCGAAACAGAAUAAAAUGAUUAGAGUAUUGAACGCAACAAAAGUCAAUUCUCAUGUAUUGAUAGAGCACUUGGAAUACUAUAUAAACGCCGAUUUCGCACAGAAUUUGUACGAUUCGUGUAAAUCUAUACAUAACGGCACUCUUAUGGACGCUAUGUGUGGCAAAUGGGGACAAAUCAAGAAAUGCUCGGCAAAGAAAUGGCUCGACUUUAUGGGACUAUCGACUAAAAGUGGCGGAUAUUCGCCCUUUCAGAUGGAUAUUAAAUUAAGUAAUGCUAAAAGUAUUAAUAUAAAUGGUGUCGAUAUCUACCCAAUGAAUGAGAAGUCGUAUUCCUGUACAGAAUCUCCCGGUCCUGACAGUCACUCGUGUCCGUGCGCUCACUGUCGAGAGGCCUGUCCUUAA
Molecule: messenger RNA, 3060 nt
Organism: Medioppia subpectinata
Lineage: Eukaryota; Metazoa; Arthropoda; Arachnida; Sarcoptiformes; Oppiidae
Source: the annotation of a GenBank genome assembly